Molecule: messenger RNA, 1242 nt
Organism: Penaeus chinensis
Lineage: Eukaryota; Metazoa; Arthropoda; Malacostraca; Decapoda; Penaeidae
Exons: 7
Coding region: 580-1242 (220 amino acids)
Source: RefSeq, a predicted model, not a curated record
GCUAAGAGAGGUGGUCGCUGCCCCCCCCUCCCCGCCACACCUGUCCCUGCCCCUCCCUUGGCUAGCUCGCCGACGGUGCUGUGUGCGUGCGUGUGUGUCCGUGUGUGCUGACUCGCUACCCUGGCUUUGCCCUUUGAGGGAGAAAAGAUCUUGCGGUGUUUCUUAUGUUGAUGGUUCAAGGAUGAAAACACAUAAAAUAAGACGAGAAAGUGACCAAACGCAAGGUGGAAAUGAUAAAUAAAUGAACAUGUAAAGGUGACACACUUUACGAAGUAGGAGAAUAGCAUCGAUGUACAUUUUCUUCAUCGCUCAAUGACUAUCGAUAUACGAUACGCUAUGAGGACGAAACAAGACCCUUAGUAAGAAUACUUUUAUGCUGAAAAGGAUGAGAGGAAAAUAAGAAAAAAACAGGAAAUAAAUAAAUACAUAAAAGCUGUGCUACUUUAGAAAUGAAUAUAAAUUAUAAUGAUAGUAAUACUGAUGAAAUUAGAUAAUAAGAAAAGCGAAUACAAACGAGAUUAGAGAAGAAAGAAAAACGAAGAAGGGGAGAGAAUCCAAUAAGCAUACACAAGAAAACCAAUGAAUAACCAAGCAAGAAAACAAGAAACCAAAAUGAGCUCCAGAAACCCAAGAGCUUCACGUAGCACCUCAGCAUCAGUAGGAGGAGGAGCGGCAUCAUCAUCUCCGUCAGCAGUGAUCAGCAGAAGCCUCAAGACAGGCUGCAACACCCACCAGCAUCACCAUCUUCUCCUUAUGUUCCUUGCUCUUGUUAUCACUACGACGGCUAUCUCUCCGGCACACGGCGAAGCACUUCCCCUUGGAAUUUCCGUGGUCAGCGUAGUGGAGACGCUUAUCGAGAGAACAGUAGCGUUACCCUGUUUGGCGACCCACCACCCACACGGGGACACCCCAAUGCUUCUGCUUUUCUACAGACACCCAUCAAACAUCCCAUUCUUCAGCGGACCAAUCAGGGACGUGUUUACAGUUGAAAUGAAUUACGUGACUCUGGAAAUGUCUAGAGCUGAUAUCAUGUCACUAGUUUACAAGGGAGCAACACCAUUAACCUAUUUUUCCAUCCGCCUCAUGACCUUACCUCACUCAACCUCGACGCCCGCAACUGAAACUCGGCUGAGGAAGCGAAGACACCAGAGUGAUGUCUUGAAGCCCGUCGUUACCUAUCGUCAACUCAACCCACGCUCCAUUAUCCUCAUCCACAUCACUGACUCCGGCAACAGACCAUGA